Messenger RNA from Pestalotiopsis fici W106-1, 1164 nucleotides. RefSeq lists its product as uncharacterized. Lineage: Eukaryota; Fungi; Ascomycota; Sordariomycetes; Amphisphaeriales; Sporocadaceae. Bases 1 to 1164 code for a protein of 387 amino acids. The record is from RefSeq and is a predicted model, not a curated record. Gene Ontology annotation, molecular function: dioxygenase activity. The transcript has 4 exons.
AUGGCUGAGGUGGCGAGCGCGAUUCCCGGCAGCGGCAAUCUGGGUAUAGCCAGAGACGGCGCGGAGCACGUCUACUUCCACUCUGGCUCCGAAGCUACGUACCGCAAGGUGUCCGAGAAAGCAUCCGGAUUCACAACCAUUCCAACGAUUGAUCUGACUGACUUGGACGGGACUGCCGCCCAACGAAAGGCUAUCGCCGACGACAUUUAUAAAGCAUGCCACGAAUGUGGCUUCUUCUAUGUCAAGAAUCAUGGGAUUCCCCAAGAAAUAGUUGUCGAGACGUUCCAAUUGCUGAAGAACUUCUUUGCUCUCGACCUGGACAGCAAGAUGGAUGCCCAUGUCCAAAAGAAUCCUGCAAUUCGUGGUUAUGAACCAAUGUUGGAGACGAAACUAGAUCCAAGAACCCAGGGGGACAUCAAAGAGGCUUUUACGAUGGGAGAUUGUGUAAUUGAGCCAGAGCAGGACUAUGUUGGGAGGACGGGAAAGCAACGACCGGCUCACAUCACGCAGCCGCAGAACAUAUGGCCAGAAAAGGCACCGUGGUGGCGCGAUGGCCUGUACAAGUACUACCACCAUGUCUUUCCCCUGGCGAUGAAACUCGUCCAAAUAUUCGCCUUGGCCUUUGGCAUGGAGGAGACGGCCUUUGACAAGCACUUUCAAUUCCCAAUUACUGGCAUGCGCCCGCUAUACUACCCGCCAACCCCGGUGACAGAGGAUGCUGCCAGCGUCGGGCUCGGCGCCCACGCAGACUUUAGCUGGCUCACCUUGGUGCUCCAAGGAGAGAAUGUGCCGGCGCUCGAGGUGCUCAAUCCCGAUGGUAUCUGGGUGGACGCUCCGCCGAUCCCCGGCACGCUCGUCUGCAACGUGGGACAGUACCUGGAGCGCCAGACGAAUGGCCUGUUUCCCGCUACCGUUCACCGUGUGCGAAACAAGACAGGCCAGGAGCGAUAUUCACUUCCAUUCUUUCUGACAAUGGACCCUGAUGUCGAACUGGACGUCCUGGACUGCUGCGUGGAGCAGGGUGAGGUACCGAGCUACGAGCGCAUCAAUGUUGGGGACUUGUAUAUUCGCCGUGUCCUGCCAGCUAGAAAGAAGCAUCCCACAAGCAUCAAAUACCGGGAUGUACCUCAGGAUCAAUGGUCAUAUCGGAUGCUACUGUCUUGA